Python bivittatus (Burmese python) is the source of this 2910-nucleotide messenger RNA. RefSeq names its product tRNA nucleotidyl transferase 1 (gene TRNT1). Gene Ontology annotation, biological process: mitochondrial tRNA 3'-end processing; tRNA 3'-terminal CCA addition. Gene Ontology annotation, molecular function: nucleotidyltransferase activity; tRNA binding. Gene Ontology annotation, cellular component: mitochondrion. The record is from RefSeq and is a predicted model, not a curated record. Lineage: Eukaryota; Metazoa; Chordata; Lepidosauria; Squamata; Pythonidae.
GACUGAGGCGCACGUUGACCAGCAGGCCUGCGAAGGAAGAGGGAACCGGCUGAACGCCCGGCCGGUGCGGGCGCUCCCUGCAGGCCCCGGAACCGAGCGUGGCGUGAGCUUUUUCGGCUGCCCGCUCAACCUUUGCAGCGGCCGAUGCUUUGCGAAGGCCGUCCUAGCUGUCUAAAGACCGUUCUUCCACCCGCAACCCGUGUAAUUGAUCCGCUGGGCCUCCCGGCCGCGCCAUGCCUUCCUUGGCUGUUCGUUAACUCGUGGUUUCGUUUCGUUGUUUCUUUUAAGAUGUGGAACCACUUCGUUCUUCUGAGCUGUAAGGCAGGCGAAAUCCUUGCUCCCCGCAACAGAGUAGGGCUUGCAAUCUUUCGUCGGAACUUAAGAACCAUGAAGAUAGAUUCUUCCGAAUUUCAGUCCCUUUUCACGCCAGGACUGAGGAGCCUUGCAGAAUUAUUUCAUAAAGAAAAUUAUGAAUUAAGAAUAGCAGGAGGUGCUGUAAGGGAUUUACUCAGUGGAAUAAAACCACAAGAUGUUGACUUUGCCAGCACUGCAACUCCUAGUCAGAUGAAAGAAAUGUUCCAGGCCAAGGAUAUACGUAUGAUCAACAACAGAGGAGAAAAACAUGGAACCAUCACUGCUAGGCUCAAUGAGGAGAACUUCGAAAUUACCACACUGAGAAUAGAUUUGCAUACUGAUGGGAGACAUGCAGAAGUGGAAUUCACAACUGACUGGGAAAAAGAUGCAGCAAGGAGAGAUCUCACAAUCAAUUCUAUGUUCCUAGGUUUGGAUGGCACUCUUUAUGAUUACUUCAGUGGUUACAAUGACUUAAAGAACAAGAAGAUCAAAUUUGUAGGAGAAGCCGACCAGAGAAUAAAAGAAGAUUUCUUACGAAUUUUACGCUAUUUCCGAUUUUAUGGGAGGAUAGCUGAAAGGCCUGAUGACCAUGACACCCCAACUCUGGAAGCCAUCAAAGAAAAUGCCAAAGGUUUGGGUGGAAUAUCUGGCGAGAGGAUUUGGAUGGAAUUGAAAAAAAUUCUUGUUGGGAAAUAUGUGAAUCACCUCAUUCGUCUGAUGUAUGAACUUAAAGUAACUGAUUACAUAGGAUUACCUGUUAAUGGGAAUUUACAGGAGUUUGACACAGUCUGUAAAAAUGUUCAGAAUCUCUUUCCAAAACCAAUGACCAUUCUAACGUCACUGUUAAAGGUUCCAAGUGAUCUUUCAAAACUGGAUUUAAGACUGAAAAUAUCAAAAGAUGAAAAAAACCUUGGGCUAUUUCUGUUGAAGCACAGGAGAGACUUGACCAAAGCUUCUGAUACUACAAAGCCCCUUAAGCCAUACCAGGAUUUCGUUUUAGAUUCAAGGGAGGCUUCUGCAGCAUCCAGAAUCCAUGAACUUCUGAAAUACCAAGGAGAAGAACAACUUCUGAAAGAAAUGCAAGAGUGGUCUAUCCCUCCUUUUCCUGUAAGUGGCCAUGACUUAAGACAAAUGGGAAUCUCCUCAGGAAAAGACAUCGGGCCACUCCUGCAACAGUUACGAGAACAAUGGAAAAAAAGUGAUUACCAAAUGGAUAAAGAAGAACUCUUAAGCUAUGUAAAGAAGGCAUGAAAGCAAAUGGUGAUUAAACAAAAGAAUGAUUUUGUAUGAAGUUCUGCCUGCAAAUGUUUUUCUUGGGUACAUUUUCAUUUCAAGGUCUUUCAGAAUAUCAGGAUUAUUUGUAUUUCAGUUGUAAAACAUAAAUAGGGUUGUUUUGUGUCCAUGUGGUAAUAUAUGAAUAAGUUUCAUAUAUUUUUACUGAACUAUUGACCCUAAAAAGUGCAGUUCAAGUUGUAAUGACUCAGAGACACUUGCAUGCAGAUUGAUUCCUUGGUUCUUCAAAAAUAAUCCUUGGAUUGACUUGACUUUAAGAAAUUAACACUGCAGUUGAAUGCAUGUUUACCUAAAAAUUAUUUCCAUUCCAUUCAGUGGGGUUUAGCAAACAUGUAUUACCUUGAACCUGAGAGGCAGAUUCUAGCUAGAUUGGAUGCUAUUAAACAUCAUUUCACUGAAUCUCAAAUUACAUUAUGGACAACAACCUGAAGUUUGAGAUUGAAGAUUGCUUGUUAUUUCAAACAAGCUUUUCAGUAAAAGCAUGGCAUUUUCUGACAUCUAUUGAACUGGGCACUUUCCAUUCAUUAUAUUUUCCAUGCAUCUAAAAAGAUUGAGAAUGAAUAAAACUGAUUUUUUUAAAAUUACAAAUUAUAGUGUUCCUGCUAUGAUCAGUAGGCAUGGCUUGUGUGCCUCAUUUUUCAACUUGCAACAUAUGUUAUAAAAGCUUACAGUAGUUUAUAAACUGAUCCUAUAUGACUUAUCUAAUGCUGCAAAAUGAAUCAAAAUAAGCUCAGUAGGAUUAGUUCUAGGCAAAUAUAUUUAGGAUUGCAGCCUAACAUUUCUUACCAGGUUGUGUGUCAAAUUUGGAUAAUGAGAGGAGAUUCUUCCACUAGGUGGCAAUAUAUAGGAGCAAUUUUUAUAUUGCAAACAAUAUAGGAUGGGCAGUUUUUUACUUAUGUGCAGCAUGAAAGAUCCCUGGGUGAGAAUGUAGUUGCGAAUUCCAACUGGCUGUUCCUGCAGUUUGGACCUCAUGAGGACCAGGUCCUAAUAAUGGGAAAUCUGAUUUGAUCAUAAUGCUGUCAGGGUACCUUCUGCUGUUUAAUAUGUGUUAGGUUGUUAUCCUAUAUAUUUUGUAUUUGUUCUAGCUAACUUUGCUUGUGAGAAACUGGUUUCUGAAUCCCCCUCCCCCAACAUUGUGUCCUCUAGAUGACCCUUAAUUCCAAGUCAGUACAUGAAUGACACCUGGUUGAGGAAUAUGAGUAUGGAUACAAAACCCUAACAAAAUUUGAAGAUACAAACCCUAACCCUAAUAAAUAUAUUAGU